This is a messenger RNA of Nelumbo nucifera (sacred lotus), 2102 nucleotides long. Its product is annotated as aldehyde dehydrogenase family 3 member H1-like. Gene Ontology annotation, cellular component: cytoplasm. Gene Ontology annotation, biological process: aldehyde metabolic process. Gene Ontology annotation, molecular function: aldehyde dehydrogenase (NAD+) activity. Lineage: Eukaryota; Viridiplantae; Streptophyta; Magnoliopsida; Proteales; Nelumbonaceae. The record is from RefSeq and is a predicted model, not a curated record.
GCCUCUGCUCAGUGCUCGAUUUCCAUGUUCCUCACUCAAGUCUCAAGCCUCAAGGAAGCGAUCAAACACUUUUUCAACGAAGCUCUCCAAUCUCAGACACGUAGCUUGAACAACAAAAGCUCUCCGCUUCAUCGUGAAAAGCUUCCCUUCAGCUCUUCCAUGAUUUGAGGCAGGAUUUUGUGGCACGUUGAGUGCUAGUCUAAUCAGACUAUCCAUGUGAUAGACGACAUUUUGGCUUUUGGCUUGGUCAGAUGGAUAUUUCUUUAAUACACAUCAACAUCAUGCCCUAUCAUGCUUCUUCUCUCCCUUUGGUCAAGUUGGUUAACAAUGGGAAAGUGUGCGCUCCCAGAAUCAGAAACCUUCUCGGCGACCGUGAGGCGAGCAUCACUCCAAAACAAACGCACCCCACUUCGCUCCGCUUUUCGUGGCGCAUCUCUUCCUCCUUUUCUAGUAGUGCAACUGAAUCUCGGCCGAUCAUGGAGGAUGAGAUGAAGAAGAUGGAGAGGUUCGAUAGUGACAGUGCUGCAUCGCUCCUGAAGGAGCUCAGAGGGACCUUCGCUUCUGGCAAGACCAAGAGCUAUGAGUGGAGAGUCCAGCAGCUCAAGAAUAUGAUCAAGAUGAUCGACGACAAUGAGAGGGCAAUCAUGGAAGCUCUCCAGCAGGACCUCGCGAAACCCAGAUUCGAAUCUUUUGUCUCGGAGAUUUCUUUGACCAAAGCUGCAUGCAAUCAUGCGCUUAAGGAAUUAAAACAUUGGAUGAAGCCAGAGAAGGCAAAAACUGCAAUAACAACUUUUCCAUCAUCUGCAGAAAUAGUAUCGGAACCAUUUGGCAUUGUGUUGAUAAUUUCAGCAUGGAACUAUCCUUUCUUGUUAUCUCUUGAUCCAGUUGUUGGAGCUAUUGCUGCUGGUAAUUCUGUGGUCUUAAAGCCAUCAGAAAUUUCUCCUGCCACAUCUUCAUUGCUUGCAAAGUUAUUAGAGGACUAUCUUGACUCCUCUGCUGUAAGAGUUGUGGAGGGAGCUGUUGCUGAAACAACUGCACUGUUGGAGCAAAAAUGGGAUAAAAUACUGUAUACAGGUAAUGGAAAAGUGGGACGCAUUGUGAUGGCUGCUGCUGCAAAGCACCUCACACCCGUAAUCUUGGAACUUGGAGGAAAAUCUCCAGUUGUUGUUGAUUCAAAUGUCAAUUUAAAAGUUUCAGCAAGGAGGAUAGCUGCAGGCAAGUGGGGUUGCAAUAAUGGACAGGCCUGCAUUGCUCCUGAUUACAUUAUAACCACAAAAGCUUAUGCUCCAACAUUGAUUGAUGGUUUGAAAAAUAUACUAGAGGAAUUCUUUGGGAAGGAUCCAUUGGAAUCAAAGGACCUGUCCCGCAUUGUUAAUUCAAAUCACUUUUCACGCUUGGCAAAGUUAUUGGAUGAGGAUAAAGUUUCUGGAAAAAUUGUCCAUGGAGGCCAACGAGAUGAGACCAGACUAAUGAUUGCUCCCACCAUUUUGUUGGAUGUUCCAGAAGACUCUCUGAUCAUGAAUGAGGAGAUAUUUGGACCUCUACUUCCCAUUAUAACGGUUGACAAGGUGGAAGACAGCUUUGAUAUCAUAAAAUCAAGGUCAAAGCCUCUUGCUGCAUAUCUCUUCACCAGUAGCAAGAAGCUUGAGAAGGAAUUUGUGGAAAACAUUUCUGCAGGAGGGAUGCUCAUCAACGACACUGUUGUGCAUCUCACAAAUCCAUCUUUACCAUUUGGAGGAGUUGGAGAGAGUGGAAUCGGUUCAUACCAUGGCAAGUUCUCAUUUGAUGCUUUUAGCCACAAAAAGGCAGUUUUAUACAGAAGUCUUUAUGGGGAUGCACCUGUAAGGUACCCACCAUAUACACCUGGAAAACUUAGGAUAUUGAGGGCCAUUUUGGAUGGCAGUAUAAUUGGCGCAAUUCUUGCUUUGAUUGGAUUUGGAAAAAAGAAGCUUGAAUGAUCCAGCUCAAAUGGAGUGUUUAAAUAAGUUUGCUUCAUAUACAUAUUUGUAUCGGGAAAGCACCUUUACUUCAAUUGGAUGUAAAUGCAUUCAUAUUUACCUUAUUACAAAUACAAAUCAAUUGAUUUGCAUGAUAUUCUUCGC